Panicum virgatum (switchgrass) is the source of this 712-nucleotide messenger RNA. RefSeq lists its product as uncharacterized. NCBI's taxonomy places the organism in Eukaryota, Viridiplantae, Streptophyta, Magnoliopsida, Poales, Poaceae. The record is from RefSeq and is a predicted model, not a curated record. The transcript has a single exon. Bases 140 to 379 code for a protein of 79 amino acids.
CGGCGCUUGCGGCGCGCGCCCGCGCGCGUAUAAAGACGAGCCGGGAGGCAGGCGCGCCGACCGCCGAGUUCUUCUUCCUCAUGCCAGCCUGAGCAGCGACCGGUCGGGAGGAGUGGUGCGCGCGCGCGGGCCGUUCGACAUGGCUCUGGGAGCGGAGAUGGCGCGUCGGGCGUUCCCGGCCGCGGGCGGCGCCGACGAGGAGGUCUCGGCGAGGGCGGCGGCGGCGGCGUUCCUCGCCGCGGAGACGGGCCGGCCGGUGGACCCGGUGGUCUGGGGCGACGAGAAGCGGAUGAAGCGGGAGCUCGUGGCGUGGGCCAAGGCCGUGGCGUCCAUGGCGGCGGCCGGCAAGAACGCCUCUCGCCGCCGCCGCCGUCCAUGACACGCCGGCCCUGGCAUGUAUAUAGUAUAGCGUACGGUUUCCAUGCAAGCCCAAGCGCACAGGUUGCAUACUGAUACUACUACGCUGCAAUCUGAAUUGUGAGAUAUGCACGUGCUAUAUAUGCAGCUUGUUUGUUUAGCUACCUCAAUUAUGCUUGCGCCACUUGCUUGCUUGGGGAACACUAGCUGGUCCAUUUCUUCUUGUUAUAUUGUAGUAUAAUUUUCGUAGUGGGGAGGGGAGGCUAAAAUAGAUGCCCCAUCUUUCUAUUUUGUAUACUGUAACAUAUUAUUUUAAUUUCCCUGUGCAUAUAUACAUGAUCAAGGUUGGUAUGCC